ACGGACCGUCUGAUUUCUGCUAAUGCUGCUAAAAACAAAGAAUUCAUCGACAGGAACGGCAGAAAGGGAUCCGCAGUCGUUGUGAUUGUGACUCAUUCGUGCAGGACGUAAUUCUCAGCGGUCGUGUGGUGUUCGUUCAGUGUUUUGUGCCAACGCCAUGCCAAUCCUGCUAGACGUUAUACCAGUCUAUUGUUCCUGAGCCUCUAUUAAUUUCUGACUUUAUGAUCCUGUAACAGAAGCACGAUGGAAGGCGACACAGUGAAAAUAACAAUGCUCAAUGCGGAUUCAGAGGAUCAGGAAAGUGUGACGUAUCAUGCGAAAACUGGUCGCGUCCAGUCGCCACCUCUGAGCUCCAAGGAUCAACUCGAAUCUCUGAACAACGCUGCUGCUUCUAAUUUAAGUGGUUCUCAAACAAAUCUUUGUAAUGGACAAUCUGCGGCUAUUUCAAGAGGCGGUACCUUACGAAAGGUACCUAACAAUAGCCCAGCCAACAAUUCAAAAAAACCAAAUAUUACAUUAACUCAUUUGUCAAAACGACCUCCUGUAGAUAUUCAAUUUAUAGAUCUGUCAUAUUCUGUGUCCGAGGGCAGAAGAAGGGGAUACAAGACGAUUCUUAAAGGGGUGAAUGGAAAGUUUCGAUCUGGCGAGCUGACGGGUAUCAUGGGGCCUUCAGGAGCGGGCAAAAGUACCCUGAUGAAUAUUUUAGCCGGCUACAAAAUAUCGAAUCUCGAAGGGUCCGUCCUGAUCAACGGCAAAGAACGUAGUCUGCGUAGGUUUAGAAAAAUGUCUUGCUACAUAAUGCAAGAUGACUGUUUGUCGCCCCACCUGACUGUAAAAGAAGCCAUGACAGUAUCUGCCAAUCUCAAAGUUGGCAAAAGUAAGAGUCAUUCAGAGAAGAAAAUAAUUAUUAUGGAAAUUAUAGAGGCUCUAGGAUUGCAAGAUUGUGUAGACACAGCGUCAGCUUGUUUAUCUGGAGGCCAAAGAAAACGACUAUCCAUUGCUCUGGAAUUAGUUAAUAACCCCCCAGUAAUGUUUUUCGAUGAGCCGACUAGCGGCUUAGAUAGUUCUUCAUGUUUUCAGUGUCUGUGUUUACUGAAAUCUCUCGCUAGAGGUGGCAGAACGAUUAUAUGUACCAUUCAUCAGCCCUCGGCUAGGCUUUUUGAAAUGUUUGAUCAUCUGUAUAUGUUAGCAGAAGGCCAGUGCAUUUAUAGAGGACCCGUUAUGAAUCUAGUACCUUUCCUAUCCAGUAUGGGUCUUCAUUGCCCCAGUUACCAUAACCCGGCAGAUUAUGUAAUGGAAGUUGCCUGCGGCGAACAUGGAGACUACGUUCAAAAGCUGGUGGUUGCUGUCAACGCGGGUCGUUGUAGCAGUGCCAUAUCUAAAGCCAUAGAAACAGGAAAGAUAAUCUCCAACGAUAUCGUGAAGCAAAAUACGGCUAUGAAGCCCAACGGCGAAUGCCUCACCUUGCCCAAUGGAUCUGAGAAAGCAGGUGGUCUAGCGUUGCCUACCUGCACUACAUCACUAUUAGACUCAUCGGAAAAUUUGACACCUGAGAAAAACGGAUUUAGUACUUCAGGAUUUUCCCAGUUUCUGAUAUUGUUACGGAGAACGAUGUGUAUAAUAUUCAGGGAUAAAACUUUGACUAGGCUUCGAGUGGUAUCUCAUUUCAUUAUUGGAAUCCUGAUUGGUUCCAUAUACUAUGGAAUAGGUAACGACGCAGCGAAAGUUAUGAGCAACGCUGGCUGCUUAUUCUUCACUGUCAUGUUUAUGAUGUUUACAGCUAUGAUGCCCACAAUUUUAACUUUUCCUCUAGAAAUGUCAGUAUUUGUCAGAGAACAUUUGAAUUAUUGGUACUCUCUUAAGGCAUAUUAUUUUGCGAAAACUUUAGCAGACAUUCCUUUUCAGAUUGUCAUGACAAGCUGUUACAUCGUUGGAGUGUAUUUUAUCACAGAUCAGCCUCUAGAUCCGACCAGAUUUUUUAUGUUUUUGCUGAUAGCAGUGCUGACUGCUUUAGUAUCGCAAAGUUUCGGUUUGUUAAUUGGUGCUGGUUUCAAUAUUGAGAGUGGCGUAUUUUUGGGCCCUAUCUCCACGAUCCCCAUGGUGCUCUUCUCCGGCUUCUUCGCCAACCUAGACGACAUCCCUUACUAUUUAAAAUGGCUGCCCUACAUCAGCUACGUCAAAUACAGCUUCGAAGGCAGCAUGGUGGCCAUCUACGGUUUGAACAGGCCAAAGUUGCAGUGCACCGUCGACUAUUGUCACUUCAAAUACCCCACCGCCUUCCUGAACCAAAUGUCGAUGAAAGGCGACAUGACAACCUAUUUCAUUGACAUAGCGGUGCUGGGGGGUCUGUUUGUAUUUUUGAGGAUCGUCGCGUAUUUUGUGCUUCGAAUAAAACUGUUCCAGAAUCGUUGAACGCUUCGCCAGUUUGUGGUGGGAAAUUGUGAUAGAUGAGAUUUAUUAUCCCUAAUUUAAGUUGUAUUGUGAUUUCGUUUCGUUGGAGAUUUGAUUUUAGAUCUUUAUUAAAACGGUGGUUUUAGUUUAUACAGUGUUAAAAACAAAUAACAUUUUUUCUGCUUUAAAAAUCACGCUAAAUUGUAAAUAUACUUA
This is a messenger RNA of Sitophilus oryzae (rice weevil), 2607 nucleotides long. RefSeq names its product ATP-binding cassette sub-family G member 4 (gene Atet). Gene Ontology annotation, molecular function: ATP binding; ATP hydrolysis activity; ABC-type transporter activity. The transcript is spliced from 13 exons. Gene Ontology annotation, cellular component: plasma membrane. NCBI's taxonomy places the organism in Eukaryota, Metazoa, Arthropoda, Insecta, Coleoptera, Curculionidae. Bases 244 to 2412 code for a protein of 722 amino acids. The record is from RefSeq and is a predicted model, not a curated record.